Centropristis striata (black sea bass) is the source of this 2482-nucleotide messenger RNA. RefSeq names its product peroxisomal biogenesis factor 16 (gene pex16). Gene Ontology annotation, cellular component: peroxisomal membrane. Gene Ontology annotation, biological process: peroxisome organization. The coding region runs from base 153 to 1184 and encodes 343 amino acids. The transcript has 11 exons. Lineage: Eukaryota; Metazoa; Chordata; Actinopteri; Perciformes; Serranidae. The record is from RefSeq and is a predicted model, not a curated record.
GGACGUUUAAUGAGUGACGGCCCAUCCAGGCGGAAGUUUGCUUUGUUUUGAAGUGAAGUCGGAUCAAACUAUCUCAAUAAAAGCAGGUGUAUUGUGGCCCCAGCGGCUAAAUGCGGAGUUUAUUUGAGAGUUUACAGUAAGUAGAAGCUGAGAUGUCAAACAUUAAGGAGUGCAUCGAUAAACUGGGCCGGUAUUAUGAGCGCUACAUUGAUUAUGUGAAGAGAAACCCCGCAGCCACUGCGCAGCUGGAGAGCACCGUGAGGACGGUCUCCUACCUGAUCGCAGGGCGAUUUGCAGAUUCCCAUGAAAUAUCUGAACUAGUGUACUCUGCCUCCAACCUGCUGGUGCUCUUCAACGACAGUAUUCUGCGUAAAGGGCUGCAAUGUGCCUUCCCUGUGUCUCUCUCUCAGCAGAGGCUCCUCACCUGGCUCUCUGUGCUGGAAUACGUGGAGGUUUUCCUGGAGAUGGGAGCCUGUAAGCUGUGGGGGGAUCUCGGCCGCUGGCUGGUGAUCGGACUCAUUCAGAUUUUUAAGUCUGUUUUUCGUCUCGUGCUUCUUCUGUGGUACAAAUCCGGCAUCCAGACUUCACCUCCCAUUGUCCCCCUGGACAGAGGAGCAGAGUUCGUCAGUGCAGAUGAUGAUAACCGGCAGCAGCAGGAAGACAGCUGCUUUGUGGGUCAGAGGUCAGGACGGGUCAUCAGGCCGCUCAGCAGCACUCCGUCCCUGCAGGCUCGCCUGUGGGGAGCGCCGAGUCAGAGGAAGAGGAGCAGCAGCUGCAGUGGGGAGAAGCUGCUCAGCAGGCCGACUCCUCUCAGGCUGCAGCAGACGCUCGCAGAGUCCGUGUACAUCGGCCGGCCGCUGGUCCACCUUCUUUGUCUUGGACUCUGUGGGAAACAGUCGUGGAAGCCGUGGCUUGUGUCCGGACUCCUCGAGCUCUCCAGUUUCGCUGUUCUCAGUGAUACAAAGUUCCAAAACCGCUGGGAGCGGGCGGAGAUGAGGAGGAGAACCUUCCUGCUGCUCUACUACCUGCUGCGCUCGCCUUUCUACGACAAAUACUCUGAGGAGAAGAUUCUGUUCCUGCUUAGACUUCUGGCGGAUCAUGUUCCAGGAAUCGGUCUUAUAGCUCGUCCUCUGAUGGAUUACCUCCCUACCUGGCAGAAGAUCUACUUCUACAACUGGGGAUAGAUGCUGCAGGCCAGGCUCAGAUCUUUGAGUCUACAUGGGUCACAGAGAGACAGGAAGGAUCCGUCCCCUGAGACACAGACGCUUCAUAUAAUUCCCCAAUAAUCAGAUAAAAUGACGAGGAAAUGAUCUCCGCCUCUGACUGGCGGCGAGGACUUUCGCAGUGACGCGCCUCGUUGAUUUAAAAUUCAGAGAUAAAGACACUUAUUUUCUUCUCCCCGCAGGUCUCAUGACCACGUUUCUGAUACGCUGGAGUCACUAAAGCUAAAAAUGUGUGACUGCCUCGUGUGUCAGGUGUUGGAGAACUUUAUUCUUUGAGUUUUCAUGAUUUAUGAAUGAUUUAUGUGGAGUUUUUCAUGAUGACAUGUGGCUGAAUAUUUCUGUGAACGAUGUUUUUCCAUUCCUGAUGAAAACUCCUCAGUGUUUAAAUGCACACUAAUAUUCCACUAAUAUUCCCUCAUUUUAAUCAUACAGUCUAUGAUUUUAAUAUGGGGCAUUCAAACAGCAUGUUCCCUUUAAACAUCCUGAAUAAGGUUUUAUAAUGAAUGUAGCGUUUUCUGAUUAACACGUGGGAUUUGUCGACCUAAUUCUAGUUUAAGGAGCGCUGCUUGUGUGCAUAAAGUUCAGAAUAUUCAUGUUAAUUAGGUUUUUCUAAUACAACAGUCAACAGUUUGCAGGUCUGUGGUAGAGAUUUAAAAAAAAAAAAACACAUUCCUACUUAGAAACAUUGUCAGACCUGAACAUCAACAUGGUUUUGGAUAUGCCAGAGCUGCAAAGAUGAAUCAAUAAGUUGUCAACUAUUAAAUUGUCUAUUUUGAUAAUUGUUUAAUCGGUUUGAGUAUUUUUUUUAAGAAAAAGAAAGUCAAAUUUAUCUGAUUCCAGCAUCUUAAUGUGGAUAUUUUCUGGCUUCAAAGCCCCUAUAAUUUUGGCUUGGUGUUACACAAAGUCACUUUUUACUUCCCAGACUGUUGUAUUUAUUAGUUGUUUUCAAAUAACAAUAAUACAACUGUGCCAGCUCCUUGCUGUCGGCUCGUUUCAGCACUUCAAUUACAUAUGGGAACUUGACGUGCCUUUAAAAAAACUUUUUUAUUGCUUAAACUUGAGACAAACGGCACAAUACAUAGUUGAAGCUUCAUCCAUAUUCUGUAAAACCUCCCAACUGAACUUGUUUCCAGGAGAACUAAAAUGUUUGUUUGAACUUCAGCCCCUGAAGACAGAUAGGAGGGCUUGUAGAACCUGAUAAUGUAAUAAAUUCCCGAUAAUGUAAUAACCCCGAUAAUGUAAUAAAAAUCUGCACUUGA